AUGUCUGCGCUGAUUCUUGAACAUAUUCUGGACCGGCCUUGCCUCCAAACACUACAGGGUCUUGAGAUGACGCAGAUUUAUCUUCAGCUCACCUCGCGCUAUACACUUGCAUCUCAUAUCAGCGGUGUUGCAACGAGGCUUGCUCAGAAUUUGGGCCUUCACCGACACUCGAACCGCUUCAAGUUCGAUCCCUUGGAAACUGAACUUCGACGGCGUGUGUGGUGGUGCCAAUAUACCCUUGAUGUAAUGUCCAGUGCUCAUCACGGAAUCCCGCGCCUAAUCCGUGACCAGGAUGUUGACACAGACUUGCCCACUCGAGUUGAUCACGACCUAUUGUCAAGGUCUCAUGUAUCUUUCCCUCUCCCAGGGGAAGCCACACAAGUUGAUAGUGCCAUUCUUCUCUUCAAACUCGCUCGCAUCAUAGGUGAUACUCUUGAGAAACUCUACAGCACUACUCGGCGGCGUGGUGGUGUGGCCAAAAUAACUAGACUGCAAGCUGAGCUUGACGCCUGGGAGCACUCUCUACCAAGUGAAUCGGAUGCUGAAAUGGCUGAGCCGGGGACUGGCGAUGCAAAGAAUGAUACUCAGGCACUUGCCAUUUCCUCCUUUUGCCUUGCUUUCCUCAGAGCUACACUCUGCGUGGCAACAGCACACAUCCACCGUCCAGCUCUCGCAUUCACAACCGUUAACCCACAAUUCCAGCUUUCGCUCAAAGCUUGCACUCGGGCAGCCUCAAAUCUAAUCCAGAUCAUCUUAAAUACCUUCAAAGGCUUCGACGCUCAGCUCGGGUUUGACCAGGCAAACCACCCUACAAACAAGCAUGUUGAGCCGUUGGUUAUCAUUCUACUAUAUCCAAUAGGCGCCCAUAUGGUCUGGCAAGCCGGCCUCACCAUUUUAUUCGCUCGUUGGAAUGGAUAUACCGUCCCCGACCCAUCUGUAAGCGAUGAGAGCACAGUCAGACAGUGUUCCGAGGCGCUAAGGAAGCUGGGCGGAUUUACAGACGACGCUGGGGGCAAUCUGAAGCAGUGUGCCGAUGUGCUCGACCUGCUAUGCCAAAAGACGUUCACAGGAGCAGAAGUCGCCAACUUGACAACGGAGCAGCUGCAGUGGAAUGUUUGGGAUUGGCCUAUGGCAUCUGCACUUGAGCUUGCUAAUACUCUUGAUGCAAUACCAUUUGAUCUGGAAUUUUCGACGUGGGAUCCCCAGUUGAAUGAUCCAAGGUAG
This is a messenger RNA of Clonostachys solani, 1224 nucleotides long. Lineage: Eukaryota; Fungi; Ascomycota; Sordariomycetes; Hypocreales; Bionectriaceae. The record is from the annotation of a GenBank genome assembly.